Molecule: messenger RNA, 3580 nt
Organism: Esox lucius (northern pike)
Lineage: Eukaryota; Metazoa; Chordata; Actinopteri; Esociformes; Esocidae
Product: cyclin-T2
Exons: 9
Coding region: 13-2010 (665 amino acids)
Biological process (GO): positive regulation of DNA-templated transcription, elongation; regulation of transcription by RNA polymerase II
Cellular component (GO): cyclin/CDK positive transcription elongation factor complex; nucleus
Molecular function (GO): cyclin-dependent protein serine/threonine kinase activator activity
Source: RefSeq, a predicted model, not a curated record
ACAAUAAGUCAAAUGAGUAGCUACUGCGCAUGCGUAUGUUGGAUUUUCCUCCUCUCCAUACCCCUUCAACCACUAGGGGCUAGUUGCUGGAGCGCAAUGGCGGUGCACCGGGGACCCUCUUCGAAAUGGCUUUUUUCCCGGGAGCAACUAGAAACAACGCCGUCCCGCCGCAGUGGAGUCGAAUCGGAUAGGGAACUUUCUUACCGACAACAAGCCGCCAACCUAAUUCAGGAUAUGGGCCAGAGACUCAACGUCUCUCAACUCAUCAUCAACACUGCAAUCGUUUACAUGCAUAGGUUUUAUAUGAUUCACUCCUUUACCAAGUUUCAUAGGAAUAUCAUCUCCCAAACAACAUUGUUUCUGGCUGCGAAGGUUGAGGAACAGCCCCGGAAGCUUGAACAUGUCAUCAAAGUGGCCCACGCCUGUGUCAACCCGCAAGAUGCCCCCCUAGACACCAAGAGCAACGCAUACCAUCAGCAAGCUCAGGAGCUGGUGAUACUAGAAACGAUAGUUCUUCAAACGCUGGGUUUUGAAAUUACAAUUGAACAUCCUCACACGGAUGUUGUGAGAUGUUCCCAGCUAGUGCGAGCAAGCAAGGAUUUGGCACAGACUUCCUAUUUCAUGGCUACCAACAGCCUCCACCUCACCACGUUCUGCUUGCAGCACAAGCCCACGGUCAUCGCCUGUGUCUGCAUCCAUCUGGCUUGUAAGUGGUCCAACUGGGAGAUCCCGGUGUCGACCGAUGGGAAGCACUGGUGGGAGUACCUAGAUCGCACCGUCACCCUCACGCUGCUGGACGAGCUGACCCACGAAUUCCUGCAGAUUCUGGAGAAGACACCCAGUAGAUUGAAAAGGAUACGCAACUGGAGGGUAGGUUCUCCUCUCGGUAACGCUGCCACACAAGCCGCCAAGAAGCCCAAGACAGACGGCCAACCGGGCGACAGCUCCUUCCAGGGGACCUCGUCAUUGGACAGCAUCACCGGUGUUGCCGGCAGCAAUUCGUUCUUCCCCUCGUCUUCCCUGUCCGACUCGGGGGAGAUGCCCUCCCUGGACGACAUGUCGGCCCCCUUCCCUCCCUACCAGGCCCUCGCCGGUGACCAGGCGGAGCUGCUGGGUUUGGACCAGGGCCCCUCGUUCCUUCACCAGUCCCUCCCCUCAAAGUACCCGUCGGCCGGCAAACAUGAACACAAAGUGGGCAGCGCGGGCAAGCAUCCACAGGCCCUACCCAGUAACCCCUCGCCCUUUGCCCGCCCCCCGCAGAAAUUAUCCCUGGACAAGUACAGAGAGAAGCAUGCCGCCGACCUGCAGGCCAUGCAGAACGGAGGUAGAGAGGACCCGGGUGGCGUAGACAUGUACCAGUCCCCCGCCCUCCCCCACCCCCAUAAAAGACGCUCCCAGCCUGGGCAUGGUGUCCCUCAGCACGGGGACAGCAGGAGGGACAAGUCCAGCUCUAAAAAGACACGAGGCCUCCCGCCGCAGGGCUUCCCUGCUGAGAACGGAGUCGCGGCCAGCAACGAGGAGCUCAAGAUGCGAAUCAAAGUCUCUGCUGAGAGGGAACCGGGCGGCCAUGCUGGGGUCCCACAGGGCAAAGAGAAGCACAAAGAGCACUCUGGCCACAGAGGACACCCGAAGCACGGCCACUCGCAUUCCUAUGCCCUCAGCGGGAAUGGCCGCGGGCCCGUCGACCCUGCAUUGGCCCUUAGAAUCCCCGGGAGCCAUGGUUCCGAGACAGGGGGCUCCAGCUCCUCCUCCAGGAAACGAGCACACCCAGACGCCAACAGUCACAGCCAUCACCACCACUCCAGUAAGAGCAGCAGGAGCUCCAAGGGCGCCGGGGCCUCCUCCCACUACUCGACGGACGGCAGCGGCGGCUCGAGGACGGUGGAGAGGCACCACGGUGGCCCGGAGGGGUCAAACGGUGUGCUUGGGUCAAACGGCCAGCACACCGACUACAAAGACACGUUCGACAUGCUGGACUCUCUGUUAAGUGCCCAAGGAAUGAACCUGUAAAACCUGGCGUUUGACGGAGUUAGCGGUUUAGCCUGGCAGCCAGGCUGUUUGUGCCCUGUUCCCCACUCUUUCCAAAACAUGUUUCUUGACAAUGGCAUAUGAGUUAGUGAGACAAAACGGCACAAACAGAUCUGAUACCAGGCUAGCUACAAGUGGUUGGAUGAAGAUAAGUAAUUCUGAAAUGUUUAGUUUUUCUUUCUUAAAGUAAAAUGUUUUUAUUACUUUUAAGUUAUCUUAAAGUAACUCUGCAUCACUCAGUCAGUCCUGUCCACACACAGUAAUUAUUAUUGAUGCUUUAAGGCUGUUCUUCAGAAAAUAUACACCUUGACGCACAGCGCUGUAAUGCUACCUGUCUGCUUGCAACAAAAAAAAACCCUGUGAGCAAUGUUCACCGAUUCUGUGAUUGGAGAGAAAAAAAUAUGAUUUUAAUUGUUCUUUUAACGAAAGAGAGCUGUCCUUUUUAUUUGUUGUUUUUAUUAACGAUGUGCAUGUUUCAAUCACAUAAGGGAAGACAAUAAGCAGCCUGGAGAUGGUUUACAGUGUGGACGUAAAUGUACGUACAUUUUUGUAUGUUAAGAAACCACCAUAUUCCUUGAAAUACUCAGGUCUUGAAACUUUUGAUAUAAAGAAAGAAUUCCUCUCUUUUGAUGUAAUACCUAUAGCUGUGGAGAUGUAUAACUGUUCAUUGUUGGUUGAAGGCUGUGGAAGUUCAGCAUUAACUGUUGGAAGCUAUUUAGUCUGGUAUCAGGUUACACAAAUCUGGCGACUUCCCCAACCAGAAAUCCCAGUUAUGAGGAGUCCUUCGACCGGCUUUUGGAAAACCCUGGGGCUUUUAGGAAAGUUAACAGAUUUUUGCAACCCUAAUCUGCUUGUCUUUUAUAGGGGAAGGCUCAAAUCAUAUAUAAUGGCAGUCCAAGCAAUCACAAACAUGCUAGUCAGCAGUAAACCUAUCCCAAAUCAACUUCUAAUGUACGUUCCAUUCCACAAGGCAUCGAUUUAGCCGAUUUAGUACUGGACUACAUAAGGAAUACGGUGCCAUUUGGAACAGAAACCUGAUGUACUUGUGGGAUCCCAAGUACUUAGGACGGAAGGGUUGAUUUGGGACCAUUGUCCAGCUGAUGGAUGCCUGCAGCUGUGCCUCUAAAACGUACUCGCAGACCAUUCUAGAGCUAUAAGUGAAGUUUACGUUAUAUCUGCUGUGAAAGUGCAUUUAAAAAGAAAUCUUGGCAUAUUUACAAAAAGCCUUGUGAUUGUAACAAGUCGCUAUUCUUAAAUAUGAUAUGUCUAAUUAACCAACCACCAUCUUAUAAAAAGACCUCCAGAUAAGAUUGUGUAAAUAUAUAUAUGUGUAUGUAUAUAUGUCUAUACAUACAUAUACAUACAGUAGGCCUGCAGUUCAGUUAGCACUAACUAGUCUGUUGACUAGUUGGUACCUCGGCCCACACAUUCUAUUAUGCCGUGACAGUGUAUUAUGAGGUCCUAAUGCAGACUCUGUAUUGAACAAAUCCCUAAUUUGUGUACUGGGAACCCAAAUAAAGGUGUAAAAGUGUUGUUUUUACACACAAACGCA